Lodderomyces elongisporus is the source of this 1392-nucleotide messenger RNA. RefSeq lists its product as uncharacterized. NCBI's taxonomy places the organism in Eukaryota, Fungi, Ascomycota, Pichiomycetes, Serinales, Debaryomycetaceae. Bases 1 to 1392 code for a protein of 463 amino acids. The record is from RefSeq and is a predicted model, not a curated record. The transcript has a single exon.
AUGAAGCUGCACACAAGGACUUUGCUUGCACCAAGCACUAGAUUCUUUUCUAGUACAUCCAUCCACCGCGCAUUGAAUCGCCCUCAUCGACCUCAUUCCCCUACUCAUGCUCAAUCUAAACCACAGCACGAAUCUCGUUUCCAACCUCGAACGGGCAGUAACUUGUCUCCAAGACAAACCCGAUUUGGCAAUAACAAUGAAAGGUAUGGCUCAGCAUCGGGUAAACAACUGGGUCAAAACGAUCGUUAUAGAGGUGACUUUGCACCUAAAAGAUACAACAACCACAACAAUAACAGCAACAACAACAACAACGGUGGUUAUCCAAGCUCCAAUGUAAACAGUAGGAAUGCUGCACCCCCUAACCAAAAACUGAAUAUCAAUCAUUUUGCAAAUGAUAAAUUUGCAAAAGAUGGUUACUAUACACGUAGGGAUCUUUAUGAAUUGCAAGAAAUAUUAGAAAGUAGCACAGAAUCUACAAGAGAUGCAAUCCGGUCACUAUUGAAUCAAUUGGUCGAUAUAGCCCCUGAUCGAUUUGUUAAUUUGGUGACUGAUCAAGGGUUGAAAGAGACGGAUAUCAAGUUUGUGAUAAAAAAUUUGGAUUUGAAAAAAGAAGGAAUAUCUAUACAUUCGAGCAGCAGAAAAGCUGACUCAAAGACAGAAGAUGGGGCAGACAAGGGAGCCAGUACCAAGCCGCAACUCCCAAUUGUGCGCAUUCGUCCCAUAAGGGAUAUGAUUCAAGCCUACUCCGAGGAAAAAGCGAAACUCAAGGAACUCGAAUUGAUCAGCAUGGGCUCCAAAAAGGCAUUGCGUCAAAUGGACAAAAAAUUGAAAACAGCGCAAAAGCAAAGCAGUGAGAAGUCCAUACAAUUUACCUGGGGAAUAAGCAUGAAUGACUUGAAAAACCAAAAAUUCAAUGAAUUGAAAAACCGUCUCCUGGGAAGUAAAGGCAGUAAUAAAGUUAACUUAUACUUGAUCCAUGAUCAGCGAAGGGCAGAUUGGUCAGUAUACGAUAUAUACAAAAAAGACCAACUGGGUGAACAAGUUAAAUUGGAGUUGAAAAGAAGACAGUUGGUUAAGAAAACAGUUGAAGAGAUGUUGAAUAACGAAGAAUUGGGGUGGACCUGGACUUCGGAAGGAGAUGUCGAAACAAAGUUGGUUUAUUCCAUAACAAAAAAACCAACUACCGGAGGUACAAAUAGUACCAGUACUAUUAAACAAACAGAUAAAAAUAGAGACGGAACAAUUAGGGAUAAGAAGAAGGAGAAACUUGGUUCUGCUGUGUCUGCAUCAAUAUCACUGCAGCAAGCAGAACCUAAACCGCCAGCCAAGGAAAAGAAAAAAUUAACAGAUGAGGACCUUGAUGCAUUAUACUCAUUCAAGAUUGACGAUUAA